UACCUUGUCAUCUUUUAACCUCUCCUCUUUUUCAGCUUGGCCAGCGAUUGACUGUUGACCGUUGGCUAUUAACUGCUAACCAUUGACCGUUGACAAUUGACCGUUGACCAUUGACCGUUGAAUUUUCGCUCGUUCACUCUCACCUUCCUUCUCUGUACCACAUUCUCUUCUUUCAUCUCACACUCCUUCACUUCUCUCACCUCCACCUGCAUCCAAAGUCAACUUAGUCAUCCUAUAAUCUUGUUGAAACGACCCUUUCCUUUCUGUCACAUACACACUCAUCCUCACCUUGUCUUCUCACCAUCACCCUUUUCCCCUAACCUCUUUUAUCCCUGUCAUAUCCUUAAUUCGUAAAUCUCUGCUCUAUAUACCCGACUUUCAUUUCAUCUUACGUAACCAUGUCUCGGCUUGUGACUAAGGUCACACAUAAUAACCCUGGCUCUGGGGUUCAUGGCUACAGCUGAGGCAAUAGGCUCAGCAACCAAUUAUAAUGGAUCUAUAUGCAGGAACUAUGUAGAUUACCAAGUUUGGUUGGCACCGGGCCUCGAUGUUGCGACCAUCGAGGCGGGUCUUACUCAAAGAGGAAUAGAUAGAGUAACGAUGCUUCCUGCUAGCUGUGCAGAUCCAUUCAUGGAAUACGUAUGUUCUACCUCUUUUCCAAGAGUAGAAGCAACCAAUGUUCCCAGCAACUUCAAUGUCAGAUUUGCAUGCAAGUCAACGUGCCAGGCAGCUGUAACUGGAUGUUCAGGAUUGCUGACAGCUGCUGGCAAAGCUGACCAAGUUCCCAAUUGCGAUGUACCCAUUCCAGGAACAACACAGUUUUUGCCUCAAGGAGUUUUCUUCCAACCUGAUGGCGAAUGCAACGUAGUUAAACCACUGAACGGCGGCAAUCCACCAGGAGGUGGAACAGGAGGUGGCAAUAACCACAAUAACCAAACUAUGACUUGUGUAGCGCCCUUUAUUGCUGAUACAAUGGAAGGGCCUGGCGGGACCACGACCAACGAACAAUACUGUAAGAUGGGAUGCUGUCUUCCUUGCCCAGCUCAAUACUCACUUUACCGUACAGGCGCAUUGGAAACAGGGUUCAAGAUUACAAACACAAUGCGUGCAGUGUCGAUGGUCCUCAGCUUUAUUCUGAUGAUCUCCUAUCUUUUCUUGCCGGACAAGCGCUCGCACCCAAGAGGUAUGCUUAUUUUUGCUUCAGUCGCGACCUGUGCAUGGUGCUCUGCGUUGAUUCUCAAUCUGCAUUUGCACACUGUCUGGAAUUCAGCCUGGUUUGCCCGCAAAAAAUCGUCUGAGAUCUUUUUCUAUCCGAUGGCUGCUAUGAUUUUCCCAGCCUUCUUGGUUCAUGUGGCCACAUUCAUUCACAUCGCACGUAUUUCUGCUCAAGCAGGUGUUGAUUCUGAGACGGUUUCGCGAUCAACCUUGUCUGCUGGUGCAGCAGCGAUGAUCUCACACCGUCGCCAUGUGAUGAUGGCGAUCCGAAUCCAAUGGCGAGCUGCAGUGAUGGCGAUCUUUGCGAUCCUGAGUGUGAUGUUCUAUUGGCUGUUUUAUUUCUUGCAACUGUCCAAGAUCAAGCCAGAGACAUUGCUCCCUCAUAUUGCAGAGUUUAUGACCUGUUUGAUGAAGCCGGGAGCAACACAUGAUGGGUGCGUAGAGGGAAUGGCGCCACACUGCCUCCGUACGGAUUGA
Molecule: messenger RNA, 1692 nt
Organism: Lobosporangium transversale
Lineage: Eukaryota; Fungi; Mortierellomycota; Mortierellomycetes; Mortierellales; Mortierellaceae
Exons: 5
Coding region: 451-1692 (413 amino acids)
Molecular function (GO): protein binding
Source: RefSeq, a predicted model, not a curated record